UUAUGCGUCAAACACCGACAUGGCCGAUGAUACCGGCUGAUCCACGGUUAAGCUCUCUGGGGCCCCGCACCGUUGAUUGUGGCUCAUUGAUCGAGAUAAGGCAGUGGCUUUCAGGGGCUCUCGCACAAAGAUAUUGCCACCAAUUCAACCAAAGAGACUUUCGCCGCCUAGACUCACCUUAGUGAGUCAUGUCCCUAGCCUCCGGGCAUGAAGAUCUGCUCGCACAACCAACACGCGACAG
Messenger RNA from Bipolaris maydis ATCC 48331, 241 nucleotides. Lineage: Eukaryota; Fungi; Ascomycota; Dothideomycetes; Pleosporales; Pleosporaceae. The record is from RefSeq and is a predicted model, not a curated record.